AUGUCCGAGCCUUACGACCAAUACGAUGAAUCAAAUCCAAAUGCUAUUCCUUUCCCAAGCGGGUCAACAUCUGGAUAUAGCACUAGAUCAACAUCAAUAUCUGCUACUCCAGGUUAUUUAACUCCACAGUCAAGGACUCCAUCAUACGCUGCUCUAAAUGACGAUGCGGUUUCCAUCAAAUCUUCUGACUACUUGAUGGACAUGGUUCCUGAUUCUAUGACAUUAAAAGAUGGUGCUUCUAUCUCAACUGCAAAGAGAAAGGAGUUUAUUCUACCUGAAACUGACGAAAGAUCACCAUACUUUGUUGGUGUACCUGUCCCCGUUAUUGCAGCUUCGGCUGUAGUAGAUAAUGGAGAUAAGAGUUUGGAAAAAUCUACUAGAAGUAAAACAGUUAUUGGUGAUACCGAGGGUUAUGAUGGCCAGUUUGUACGUGAAUACCCAACUGACAUGUUAAUUGAUAGAUUUUAUAAAUGGAAAAAGAUUUUGAAGAGUAUCAUUGCAUAUCUUAGAGAAGUAGCUUAUGCUCAAGAACAAUUUGCAAGAAUUAAUAACCAACUCAGAAACUCAGUUAAGUUUCCAUUUUUAACUGAUUUGACUGAAGGUUCCAAUAAAAUUAUUGACCCUCUAAGUCAAGCCCCAAAGAAAAAUGCACCAACCACAAUGGCUCAAAAGAGAAAACAAAAAGAAGAGGAACAAAACGCACCAAACGUUGAUCUUCCUCCUGUUGAUCCUAGUGAACAAUUUAUGCCAGUUCAAGCUACCGACAAUACAUCAGCCUCUUCUGGGUUUUUAAGAUUCGGAUCUGGUUCUAUUCAAGAUAUCCAAGUAAUUUUGAAAAAAUACCAUGUCUCACUUGCUAAUCAACAAUUUAAAAUUUCCAAAGAAAUUGUAUCUACUGUUAUUCCAAAACUUGAAGAAAUCAAGAAAGACCUAUCCUUUAAAAUUAAAGAAAUUAAGGAAUUGAAUGGCGAUUUCAAGACCAAUAUCAACUACCACAUAAAAAUGACAGGCAUCCUUCUGAAGAAGUAUAUUGCUGCGUGCAGAUUUGUUGAUAGAAACAACUAUCUACAAGAUGUACAAAACAAAUUAAAGCCCAAGCACGAUCCCUAUCUACUAAAACUUCAACUAGACUUACAGCUGAAAAGACAAAUCGCUGAAGAAAAUUAUCUUCAAGAAGCGUUUGUUAAUUUACAAAGCUCAGGUUUACAGUUAGAGAAAAUUAUAUACUCUAGAAUUCAGCAUGUUUUACAAAGAUACUCCACCUUGAUCGACUCUGAGGCCAGGCUAAUGAUUAAAAAUUUGUGUCAAGAGUUACAAUAUGGUAUACUCGCUAAACCUCCAGCCAUGGAGUGGGACAACUUUGUUUCCCAUCAUCCACUUUGUCUGUUGAACUGGAAGUCAAAUGAUCCUGUUCCUGUUCCUAGGAAUGCAUCGGCUGUAAUCUAUCCGAAUAUGAAAUCCCCAAUGUCCAAGUGUAUUAGGGCCGGCUAUUUUAUGAUGAAAUCGGAAUCAAAAAGCUCAAAGUCGAAUAAUUUCCAGAAAAGUUAUUUUAUUUUGACGUCUACAUAUAUUCAUCAAUUUAGUUCUAGUGACUUCUACAAACCUAAGAAAGGUGCUCCAAAUCAACAAAAUUCCAUCCAAUUCCAAUUCCAACCCAAUAUCUACCACAAUUACAAUAACAACUCGAUUAAUACUAGAAAGGUAUCUGGUAAUGUGAAUGCUGUUUCGGGUCACAAUGGUGUUACAGUCGAAAAUAGCCCUUUCAGUCGUCAUUCGGAAGUAAUUCCUAUUGCGUCAAUUCCUUUAAGCGAAUGUAGACUUGUUGAAUCUUCAGAUGCAAUUUUUGUUAUAGAAGGUAAGGCUGAAUAUUCUAACAAUUUAACAGAAAAAGUUCCAAAGAAGCAGGUUUAUAAGAGUAUGGCUCAUGCAGGCUCCAAUACCAUUUCAAACCCUCUUGCAUCUAUCCCUGGCGCCAAAUAUGGCCAAGAUGCAUCUACCAAGGUGCUUCACAAAACCAAGCUGAGUAAAUUGGUGAAAGGAGCAAAAGCCAAGACACUUGGAACUGAAACUAGCAAACAUUCAAAAUCUGGCCUGGAAAAAGAUGCUAACAAAGUUGUCACCAAUAAGGUCUAUACUACAGAGCAGGUUAAAUGGACUUUUAAGAUGGUUGCGGAAAAACCAACUGAAGAUGAAGUUAAAUACUUUAACAAAUGGAUAAUUGACAUUAAAAAUCUUACGAAAUUUGAAAAGCCCAAAGAGCGCUUCAAUUUUAUUGAGGAUAGAUUGAUGAAAUCACAAACAAAGAGUCAAAUGUCUGUUGCAGAAGAGGGCAGGAGUAAUCAAAAUAGUACGUCCAAUUUUGCUGGAAAACCUACAUAUAUCUCAUUGGGUGUUGACUCCAAGAGUACGUUUACACCGGAUGGUUCUGUGAUGAAUACACCUGCCAUUGACGAUAAUGGUAACCUUAUAACCUUUGGUCAAAGACAUUCUGUUGUCUCACCACACUACUCUAAUAACUCAGACAACUCCUACAGACAGUCAUAUAGACCAACAAAUUCACUUCCUGGUAGUAGGAAUCUUUCUCCUCUCCCAGUUAAUUCACCAACUAGUGUAAAUUCUGAGGGUAGUGGUGGUGGUUAUUUUGCUAUUCCAGUGAAUAAGCAAAUGUCACACCCAGGAUCUAAUGUUCAAGUCAGUGAGUUUGGAAGUCGAAGUAAUGUGAACACAGCUGGUAGUUCUCCUAAUAUAACUGGUAUGGGAUACUUUGUUCCGGUGCAAAGCACUGGUGUUGUUCCAAAGGUUAAAGUAAAUAAUGAAGAAAUGGGACAGAAUAGCCCACAGCCUCCAGCCUCACCAUAUAAUAGUUUGAGAAAAAAUAUUAGUACUGGUAGUAUUCCUACUCUUAACAAUGAAGGAAGUAGACCUGAAAGUGGUAAUUUUUACAAGAAUAAUAAUAGCUCCACUAAUCUAGUUGCAGCCGCUAACGGGACAGCAAGGGUUCAAGCUGUAAGGAAACAUAAAAAAAAUGUCUCUUUCAGCUCUUUAAAUAGUUUGAUGUUUUCAAAGAAAGGUAGCGUUGGUUAUGGUGGUCAACCAAUCAAUGGUAUAAGCGAAAACAGCGAUAAUGAGGAUGAGGGUAACUCGAAGGAAAGUAAAAUCAAGUUAAAUCAAUCACUAUAUUCAUGA
Messenger RNA from Nakaseomyces glabratus, 3186 nucleotides. RefSeq names its product ASK10 (gene ASK10). NCBI's taxonomy places the organism in Eukaryota, Fungi, Ascomycota, Saccharomycetes, Saccharomycetales, Saccharomycetaceae. The record is from RefSeq and is a predicted model, not a curated record.